AUGAAUUCGUCUAAGUGGAAAGUGAAGCUGGACGAUGUAAUUAUUCCUCCUCAAUUUAAGGAGAUCCUAGAUUAUAGAGCAUUAAUUCCAAAAUUAAUACCGGAUCAUAUUCCAGAAUUAGUUGAAAAAACAGUUGAAACAUUUCACAAACAAAAUGCCAUGAUUAUUGCAAAUGAAAUGGUAAACUCGUAUGAAAUGUUCAUAAAAUAUCGAAAAGAAAUAGUAGAUUUCAUAGUUUUGUAUGGUCAAACAGUAGAUAAUUCAAUUUUUGAAGUUUUUUUCGAUUUACCGACACCACGAAUCCACAGACUUUUAUAUAAAGCUGGAGUUCUUCCAAAAGAGCAAAUAUAUUUCCUUAAAGACCCAGAAAUAACAUUAACUUUUUUUAUUGAACAGUUAGGCGCAAAUUAUCUAUUACAAAAGCAAUGCGGAUACUCAUUAAAGCAAGUUUCAGACUAUAUUUACAAAAAAGAUUUUGACUCAAUUUAUAAUAUCACAGAAUACGGUUAUGUAAAAGAUUCUCCAGGAUAUUAUAUUGUUUUUGAUGAUGUAGAUAACUUUAUUAAGUCUGUUUCGGGUAUAUCUAAUCUCCAAACCUGUACAUUUCCAGUAACUUCAUUUCAAGGCUUCGACUCUCCAACAGAAACAAUUUUAGACAUUGCAGCUUAUCAUGGAGCAUUGAAAUGCCUUAAUUACCUAUUCAGUCUUGGAUUUGUUCCAACAUCUCAUACAUUUGAAUUUUCUAUUCUCUCUGGAAACUUCGAUGUUGUGCAAUUGGUAUAUAGUAAAGGUUCUAACUUCGAUCCCUUAGUCCAUUUGAACGUAUCUGCUUCAGUUCAAGAUAUAAGAUUAUUUGACUGGAUUUGUUCGUUCAAUCCGGCCAUCACUGAUCCAUACUCCGAGGCUGGCCCAUUCAUGCAUGCAAUCAGUGUCGGAAAUUAUCAAAUCUGCUUCUGGAUUUUACAAAAUUUCCCAAUCGACCGUACCAGUGUUGUUUUCGACCUCGUAAACCAAGCAGCAGGUUACAAUGAGUUCAGAAUGAUAGAUUAUAUCCUUGAUUUGUGUAAUGUGAAGUUAUCUGAUCCGAUCAACGAAAAAAAGGCCAUUUUCGGGGAAGAACUCCUGUUACACGUGGCCCAGAGAUGCGGUACAUCCAUGAUCCAAUGGUUACUUGACAGAGGAGUCAACAUAAAUUGCAGAGGAAGUGAAAACGUGACACCUUUACAAAAUGCAGUUUCCGAUGCCGAUUUUCGAGUCAUAAAAUAUCUUGUAGAGCAUGGCGCCGAGAUAAAUACCAUGGAUAAUAACCAUUAUUCGCCAUUAUGGAAUGCGAUCGGGCGAAUUGACUCGGACAUCGCUAACUACUUGCUAGAACGAGGUGCCGACCCUAAUGUUGUCCCACAAGAAAGAGUUUCCUGCUUACAUAUUGCUGCUGCUCAUAAUAUGAUUGAUACAGUGAAACUACUGCUUGAAAAAGGAGCUCUUAUUGAUCCUUGUGACUCCGACGGCAAGACGCCCUUGAAUUUGGCCGCUGGAACUGGAAGGUACCAAAUUUGUAAAAUUUUGUUGGACCACGGUGCCAAUGUAAACUCUCGCGACCUUAUAGGAAUGACCCCUUAUAUCAACGCUACAUGGAACAAGAACGAGAAAUGCGCAAAACUCUUCUUUGAACACGGAGUUCCACUUAGAUCUGUAAAAGACUGCCAGAUGAUAGCUGAAGAGGACUCUAGAACUGAUAAUUUGUCUUCUGACUUUGGUUGGGAUUCAAGUGAUGAAGAAUUCGCAAAUAAUUAUCAUGAAUGA
Trichomonas vaginalis G3 is the source of this 1803-nucleotide messenger RNA. RefSeq names its product spectrin binding. NCBI's taxonomy places the organism in Eukaryota, Parabasalia, Trichomonadida, Trichomonadidae. The coding region runs from base 1 to 1803 and encodes 600 amino acids. Gene Ontology annotation, molecular function: protein binding. The record is from RefSeq and is a predicted model, not a curated record. Gene Ontology annotation, biological process: protein ubiquitination; positive regulation of protein catabolic process. The transcript has a single exon.